Molecule: messenger RNA, 757 nt
Organism: Myriangium duriaei CBS 260.36
Lineage: Eukaryota; Fungi; Ascomycota; Dothideomycetes; Myriangiales; Myriangiaceae
Source: the annotation of a GenBank genome assembly
GACAAACACCUCAUUCUCCUUCCAUCACAACUUCGCUCGACAUCCAUCAGACAAUCAAUCCAGCUCUAUUCAUAACCCUUGGACGGAAUUCUGUCAACAUGCAAAAACUUACCGUCUUUCUUGCUUACGCCGCCCUUACUUCUGGCUCAACUCUGCCGCAGCCAUUCGAUAAGAGGGGGUAUACCAAUUACACAGACGAUUUCGAUGAUCUUGCUACAAACGUUAUUGCAUCCGAGUUCGAUGCUGUUGGCUUAUACCAUCAGCUCGCCUACAAAGGUGCCAAUGUUCUCCGCGUCCUUGGUGAAUCAGCGUUGAAACCCCACUCCGAUUCGCAAUUUGCGUUCUCGAGUAAUAUCGUCGACCUUCUGCAACUCGGAUCUCUCAAAUUGUCGCCAUUCAUCACUAUCAAUACUGGCAGCGCUAUCAAAUCUUUCGAUCUGUUCGAUUUUUGGUGGGGUACCGAUAUCAGUGCCCCUAGGUGGUGAUCCUCUAGCCGUGUCGAGCACUCUCUGGGUCAUCGGAUUCGACGUCAAGGGCAACCAACUAGCGACUAGCUUCUCGUUCCAGCCACUUACGAAAGUGAAUGCCCCUUUAACACAUGCUGUGCUUCCGAACACUUUCAGAAAUCUUCAGAACGUCACACUCGCCGUUGAUCAGAGCGAGUUUCCUACUGUGCGCGUUGGCCUUGGACUCGAUGAUGCCACACAUGGCAACCACUACUAAGGGCUUUCUCUUGUGAAGCUUGAAGGAAAGAAGG